AGCACUUAUAGCCUUUAAAAAUGUUUUCGUUCAAAGUGUGCGUUUUGUUCAUCAUCGGUCUACAUGUAGCAGUGCAUGCCGGAGACCAAACUUACUUAACUUGUUCAGAGAGUGGUAGGCCGCCAUUAAGGGGCGUCCGAGGACCACCUGGACCCGCGGGGCCAACCGGUGCUCGAGGACCGAAAGGGGCGACAGGGGUUCCGACUAAGCUGAAGAACCAAGUACAGGAUUUGUCGAAAAGGUUGGAAAAGGCCGAGAAUGAUUUGGUGUUGAUGACAAAAACCAUCAACGAAAUUAACAGUAACGUGUGCCAAUGCAUGAAAGUUAUUGAUGGGCAAGUUUGGUACGGACCGGGAAACGGUUACCUAUACCUCAUUAUUGAAAAGAAUAUGGCCCACGACGAAGCUCACGCAAAAUGUAGUAAAUACGGAGCCACCCUUGCAGUACACGGACCAAAGAACAGAGAUUUUAUGAAAAUCCUUCACAAACAAUUGCCGGUUACGACACAGGAAGACUAUUGGAUCGGUCUCACUGAUAAACAGGGUGAGGGCCGGUUUGUUUGGGCGGACGGCUCCCCACUAAAAAGUAGUGAGGCAAACUGGCAUCCUGGGGAACCAAACGACUACGAAAACAAUGAAGAUUGUGUUGGUGGCAAUGCCGCAGGUAGUCUUAAGUGGAAUGACGUUCCUUGCUCACAUGGCGAGUUAUACGCACUUUGCGAACGUCGAGAAUAAAUCCUUGCAGUUUCUAAAAUGCCAUGAUACCAAACAAACGGAUUGAAUUGGAACAAUACAAUUUUCACAUUUAUUUUAUAAUCCGAAGUUAUCUUUGUAUUCGGUUAAUUAAUAAAUGAAGUAACGUAGUAUGAAAGUAAUGCUUCAAGCUGCGAACUUUAGGUUUGCUGAAAAAAAGGCCUCGAAAAAGGAUUAAAAAGGAUAUAUUUUGCCAUAUGCAAACAAGACGUAUAAACACAUUAUGUCGCUCUUUAAAAUAUCUCACAAAGCACUGCGGACAGGCAGGUUCUUUUAUUUCUUUGCAGCUUGGCCGAUGCUCGUAAAUAAACCAUAAGCAAUCGUUUCUAGUUUAUUACAUAUAAUACAUGUACUUUAAAUACCCUGAAUGCUUCUACAAUCUACAACAAAUACGUCCUUGCGAUCUGUGAAAGUGGAAGCGAGACUUCCUUAUUGUAUUCAAGAAUAUUAACUUAAGCCAUAAUAAGUGAUACGAGACUUAUACAAAAUAAUGGAUA
Ciona intestinalis (vase tunicate) is the source of this 1249-nucleotide messenger RNA. Its product is annotated as C-type lectin mannose-binding isoform-like. The record is from RefSeq and is a predicted model, not a curated record. Lineage: Eukaryota; Metazoa; Chordata; Ascidiacea; Phlebobranchia; Cionidae.